CGCCAUCCCCACCAAUGCUGCGUUUCUUUGCUACACACGACGGCUCGACCGUCCUCGCGCCCUGGGUUCCGCCCAGGCCGAGACCCUUGCAAAUGAGAAAUUCGGAGGAAUCUUCAAACCCACAACCCGCGUCGUUCGCUCAUUCGCGCGUCGGCGUCGGUACUGCCCAUCACUUCUUGCCACACCUGCACUUGGCAUCAGAAACAUCGGGGGAGGGGGAGCUGGAGUGGCUUGCUGCUUUCGGUUUUUUUCCUUGCCCCUUGGGAGAGUCGGUGCGGAGAUUGUGUGUGAUGACACUUUAGUGCAAUACGCAGCAUACUUACUCUGCUUCUCUUCGGAGGGGUGGAUGGUAUCAUUCGAUUCCGAUCAUUCUGGUGGGGAUGGCGCUUCAUCUUUUUUUUUUAAGUUCUUGUUAUCCGCUCCUGUUGGGGUGUCUGGGAAGAGUUUUUUUGUCAACCUUGCUAAUUGGUGGGGUUGUGGACCUUCUAGGUUCUA
Messenger RNA from Penicillium brevicompactum, 495 nucleotides. RefSeq lists its product as uncharacterized. The transcript has 3 exons. The coding region runs from base 15 to 302 and encodes 95 amino acids. The record is from RefSeq and is a predicted model, not a curated record. Lineage: Eukaryota; Fungi; Ascomycota; Eurotiomycetes; Eurotiales; Aspergillaceae.